Columba livia (rock pigeon) is the source of this 2847-nucleotide messenger RNA. It is a transcript of the gene SLC29A1, whose product is annotated as solute carrier family 29 member 1 (Augustine blood group). Gene Ontology annotation, molecular function: nucleoside transmembrane transporter activity. The transcript has 13 exons. The coding region runs from base 655 to 1965 and encodes 436 amino acids. Gene Ontology annotation, biological process: nucleoside transmembrane transport; uridine transmembrane transport. Lineage: Eukaryota; Metazoa; Chordata; Aves; Columbiformes; Columbidae. The record is from RefSeq and is a predicted model, not a curated record. Gene Ontology annotation, cellular component: plasma membrane.
AUUCCUGAGCAGCUGAGGGGCCCAGCGGAGGGGGCAGUGGGGUGCUCUGCUAAGGGCCUCCCUGCCAGCCCUGGGGGGCUGAUGCAGAUCCAUGGUGUGGUGGGGACUCAGCAAACAUCCCACCGUGGCCUGCGUCCAACACAGCAGUGAGGUGAUGUGCUGCUGGAGAGGUGCUCCCAUCCAAGAGACAAUGCUGGCACCCACAGCACCACUCUCAGUGCCCAGGGCUGUCCCCCUUGCAUGGGCUGUGUUGUCUCCCCAGGGUGGCUGCCCGCCAGCAGCCUCCCUUCUCUCCUUCUCUGUGCUGGCAUUCAGCCCCGCUGACGAAUCCCGCUUGCAGUUCCUAUGGCAGAAGCCACUUCCCCUCCUGCUAAUCCGCCCGUGCAUGCAGCCUCCACCUGCUGAGCCAGCCGGAGCCGUGCUCAGCCGGCCCCAGCCAGAGCCGGGGCUCUGAAACCUGCUCCGGCUGCAGAGCCCACGGGGCAGUGGAGCCUUCACACGCGGUCCUGCAGCAGCAGGAAACCCCGACCCUGUUUGGCACCGGGCAGCGAGGAGGCUGCAGGCAGCAUCAGCUGGCACCAGGAGACCUGAGUCCUUGAGACGGAGAGCAGCCACAAGACUUGCUGGGAGUGGUGCUGACCUUUGCCACACGAGAUGACAGCAAGAGACGGGCCCCAAGACAGGUACAAGGCUGUCUGGCUGAUCUUCUUCAUCCUUGGCCUAGGAACGCUGCUGCCAUGGAAUUUCUUCAUGACCGCCAGGAAGUAUUUCAUCAGCCGCCUCGGGAACCAGACCAGUGAGGCUGCCUUUUCCCUGCAGUCCAUGUUUGACAACUUCAUGACUCUCUGCGCCAUGGUGCCCCUCCUCAUCUUCACCUGCCUCAACUCCUUCAUCCACCAGCGGAUUCCCCAGCAGGUCCGCAUCUUGGGCAGCCUGGUGGCUAUUGGGCUGUUGUUUUUAAUCACCGCAAUCAUGGUGAAGGUUGCCAUGGAGCCUCUUCCCUUCUUCAUCUUUACUAUGAUCAGCAUCGUCUUCAUCAACUCCUUCGGCGCCAUCCUCCAGAGCAGCCUCUUUGGGCUGGCAGGGCUCCUGCCUGCCAGCUACACAGCUCCCAUCAUGAGUGGCCAGGGCUUGGCGGGCACCUUUGCUGCUUUGGCGAUGAUCUUCGGUAUUGCCAUUGGCACCCAGCAAGCCAAGACCUUCAUCGGUUACUUCAUCACAGCCUGUGUGGCAAUCGUGCUGGCAAUCUUCUCCUACAUUCUUCUGCCUCGCAUGGAUUUCUUCCGAUACUACUCCAUGAAGGACAAGACAGAGUACCGUGUGUACAAUGCAGAGCUGGAGACCAAAAGAGACCUGAUUAAGAAAGAUGAGCCCAACGGCAUGGAGCAGAAUAACUCAAAGAUCAUCCCUAUCCACAACCCUGACGAGAAGCCUUCAGUCAUUGCCAUUUUUAAAAAGCUCUGGGUCAUGGCUGCAUCCGUCUGCUUUGUCUUCACUGUCACCAUCGGCGUCUUUCCUUCCAUCACAGCUAAGGUGUCCACUGUCCUUGGAGAGGGAAACAAAUGGGAUUCCUACUUCAUCCCUGUCUCCUGCUUCCUGCUCUUUAAUGUCUUUGACUGGACAGGACGGAGUCUCACUGCUCUCUUCACAUGGCCUGGAAAGGACAGCUGCCUUCUGCCAGUGAUGGUGGUCCUCCGUGUCAUCUUUAUCCCUCUUUUCAUGCUGUGCAACGUGCAGUCCCGUAAAUACCUGCCUGUUGUAUUCUCUCAUGACGCCUGGUACAUCGUCUUCAUGAUCUUCUUCUCCAUCUCCAAUGGCUACCUGGCCAGCCUUUGCAUGUGCUUUGGGCCCAAGAAAGUGCUUGCCCACGAAGCGGAGACAGCUGGAGCCAUCAUGGCCUUUUUCCUGUCGCUGGGCUUGGCCCUAGGAGCUGCCGUCUCCUUCCUGAUCCAAAUUCUCAUCUAGCAGAGGCACCCAGGGGGUGCAGGGACACUGAGAGACGGCUCCGCAUCCUCCUCUGAGGCCCUGGACACCUUGGCACCGUGGGGAGAUGACACCUCACGCCUGCCCCUGCCAAAUCACACUGCCACGGCAGGCAUUAUGCCCAGGGACGGUUCCACUCCUGCAGGGUUGGCCUGGCUCCUGUCACGCUUGGCUGUGUGAUGCCUUCAGGCCUAUGUGCCUUCUCCUUCCCCAUGCUGUGUGUGUGUGUAAGACCGCCCCAGGAUCUCAUAGAGGUCCAGCUGCCUCCCACGCUGCAUAAUUUCCCCAGCUCAAGUCCAAAAGCCAAUCCCAGCCUCCUCUGUGAUGGAGUUGGAGGCUGGUAUCCAGUGUUAUUCCCUCUCUUGCCCUUGUCCCCAAGGCACCUGGGGACUUGCUCUCCUUCCCUUCCAGGGGGACUGGAAACAGCCCACAACACUUCUGCUGGUGAGACUUGCAAGUGGGGAGGAGAGGCCCAGCCAGCCUCGCCAUCCCUGCUCUCUGCUAGGCGCACAAUCCCCUCUCCAGCAGCAAUCCCAAGGACACAGAGAUCCCUGUCCCACCCAUAUGAAGAGUCAACACUGUGGCUAGGCUGAGGGAGGAGGUCUCCACACCUCCCCUUCUCCCCCUCUCCUUGCCUUUGUACCCUCCAUUUGUGUGUGUGUGUGUGGUUCUACCAGUUUUCUUUCUGCCUCCUGGUUGUGUGACAGGAGGCCUCACCGUGGGCUACAAAAGGAGAGAAGGCAACUCCUUUUCCCAGCCUGCUUGUGCUGCAGGGGGAGGCUUGACCUCUCCCUUGGCUUUCCCAUCCCGUCUGUGUAAACGUGUCUGUACAGUUGCCGUUUUCUAUAAAAAGACCAAAAGGCC